Messenger RNA from Beta vulgaris subsp. vulgaris (sugar beet), 1428 nucleotides. Its product is annotated as 50S ribosomal protein L21, mitochondrial. The transcript is spliced from 5 exons. Gene Ontology annotation, molecular function: structural constituent of ribosome; RNA binding. Gene Ontology annotation, cellular component: ribosome. The coding region runs from base 147 to 992 and encodes 281 amino acids. The record is from RefSeq and is a predicted model, not a curated record. NCBI's taxonomy places the organism in Eukaryota, Viridiplantae, Streptophyta, Magnoliopsida, Caryophyllales, Amaranthaceae. Gene Ontology annotation, biological process: translation.
AUAUCUAUGGCACAAUGGCUCGACAGCCUAAACCCUAGUACCAUUUCCUCCCUCUUUUCCCUGAGUAAAACCCCAACAUUUCCAGCAACACCAGUCUCACUCUCUCAGUCUCACUCUCACCUUCUUAGUUCUUACCAUCAUCAACAAUGGCGUAUCGACGAUGUAUUACCACUCUCACACGCCAAACAUCUUCUCUCCUUUCCCAAAACCCCCAUUCUCUUCACCCUCUCAAAUCCCUAAUUUCUCACCUCCCUUCUAUCCAACGUCUCCCUCACAUUCUCUCUCCUCAAUUAAAUCCCCAAUCAUAUCUCUCUCGCAAGUUCUCUUCGCGCACUAAAAACCCUAAAAAUCCCAGAAUCAUCGACGACGAAGAUGAUGAUGAUCACGACGUUGAUGGUGAAGACGAUGAAGAUGAAGAUGAUGAAGAAGAAGAGGAUUAUUCAAGCCAAGAUGAGGGAGAAGUUUUAAUUGAGCCAUCUAAUCUUGCAGAAAGAUCUUACUUUGUUGAGGAUAAAAUUCAAGAAGCUGCUCAUAUUGGGUAUAAAGUUGUCGGGCCUCUCGAGCCCGGGGAUCGGGUUUUUAAGCCUUAUGAGCCCGCUUAUGCAAUUGUUCAGGUGGGAUCGCAUCAGUUUAAGGUGAGUAAUGGGGAUUGCAUUUAUGUGGAGAAGCUCAAGUAUUGUGAAGUCAAUGACAAGCUGAUCUUAACCAAGGCCUUGAUGGCGGGAUCACCAACUCAAACCAUGAUUGGGAGGCCUAUAUUGCCAGAUGUAACAGUUCAUGCUGUUGUAGAGGAGCAUGCUUUAGAUGCCAAGGUUAUAAUCUUCAAAAAGAAGCGGAGAAAGAACUACCGGAGAACAAAAGGACACCGACAGGAGCUUACUAGGUUGAGAAUAACUGAGAUCGAAGGAAUUGAGAAGCCUGAAACACCCUUACCUGGGAAGACACCAAAAACACCUGCGAAGAAAGUAGAAAAAGUUGCAGUGGCUGCAUAGAGGCAGCCUUAGUAUAAUCGAUGUGGCAACUCGUCUGAUAUGCUGAUAAUUUGAGGCUCAACUCUUGCAACUGACACGGCGAUUCAUGUCAUGUGUACUGAGUUCAUGUCACGGGAGUCAUAUCGGCAGAAAUUUUGGUACUCGACCCAGUUUUAACUGCUAGGAUGAUUAUAUUGAAUCGUGUAGGUGUAUAAUUUGUUCAAUUCAUAAACUAUCGAGCAGAUCAGCAUAAUUCCAAUUCAUAAACUAUCGAGCGGAUCAGCAUAAUUCUUCUCCCCUGAAUGGAAGGAGCUGGAGUUCUGCAGAAAAGAGUUCAAUGUCAUAGUUUUCUUGAUAAAGUUGCUGUUAACUUCAUGGAUUAUGUGUUAUAUAGAUCAGCUGUUCGUAAUGUAAGAAGUUACGAAAGGGAUAUUUUAACCCCUUCUGCACACAUUCA